AUGUGCCCUGAGAGAAGUAAGUCGGUGGUGGUGGCUGCGGAUGACGAGUCAGGUUGCUCAGGUGCGUCUCCAGCUCACCUCACACUUGGGCUUCUCAGGGAGGAGGGGCGGAAGCCCUGGCCCACCGUUAGCACGAUGAUCCUCAGCCUGCUCCUGGCUCUCAACUUCUUCCCCUCAAUUCAAGUAGCAGAAAACAAGAUUUUGGUGAAUCAGUCGCCCAUGCUUGUGGUAAACAACAAUGAGGUCAACCUCAGCUGCAAGUAUACCUACAACCUCUUCUCGAAGGAGUUCCGGGCAUCCCUUUAUAAGGGAGUAGAUAGCGCUGUGGAGGUCUGUGCUGUGAAUGGAAAUCACUCCAAGUCACUUCAGUCUACAAACAAGGAAUUCAACUGCACUGUGAACUUGGGCAACGAAACAGUGACAUUCUACCUCCAGGAUUUGUACGUUAACCAAACGGAUAUUUAUUUCUGCAAAAUCGAGGUUCUGUAUCCUCCUCCUUACAUAGACAAUGAGAAGAGUAAUGGGACCAUUAUCCAUGUGAAAGAGAAACAUCUUUGUCCAGCUCCCCGGUCUCCUGAGUCCUCUAAGCCAUUUUGGGCACUUGUGGUGGUAAACGGAGUCCUAGCUUUCUAUAGCUUGCUAGCAACAGUGGCUCUUUCUAACUGCUGGAUGAAGAGUAAGAGAAACAGGAUGCUUCAGAGCGACUACAUGAACAUGACACCUCGCAGGCCGGGGCCCACCCGAAAGCACUACCAGCCCUAUGCGCCAGCACGGGACUUUGCAGCCUACCGUUCCUGA
Messenger RNA from Lagenorhynchus albirostris (white-beaked dolphin), 798 nucleotides. RefSeq names its product CD28 molecule (gene CD28). Gene Ontology annotation, biological process: immune response; T cell activation; T cell costimulation. Lineage: Eukaryota; Metazoa; Chordata; Mammalia; Artiodactyla; Delphinidae. The record is from RefSeq and is a predicted model, not a curated record. Gene Ontology annotation, cellular component: membrane; external side of plasma membrane. The coding region runs from base 1 to 798 and encodes 265 amino acids. The transcript is spliced from 4 exons.